CAAGGUCUCUAGCCAUGUCGAGCGCUGGCACGCUGUGCAAGGAGCUCACGGCUCGCCUCGCCUCGAUCGAGUCCACGAGCGCGCUGGUCGCGGACUUGCAUCUUCUCAGCUCCUCCGACGCCGCCUUCCUCCAGCCCUCCACCGCGGCGUCGCCCGCGUUUGCCGCAGCCUGGCCCGAGGAGCAACAGCUCGACGAGGAGGGCAUGUCCGAGCCGUUCCUCGCGCUGGCCGCGGCGGCGCUGGAGGCUGACGCGCGCGUGCAGAAGCGCUGCGGCCGGCUCGUCCCAAAGAAGCUCAGCGAGGCCACCUUUUGGCGCAACUACUCGUCGGCGCUGCACGCGGUGCUCUUUCCGCAGGAGCCAGCGGUGCCGGCGGCGGGCGCCGGCGGCGACGCGGCGGCCGCGGCGGAGAGUGCCGCGGACGCGGCGGCGGAGGCCAUGACAAAGCUCCGGCUCUCCCCCUCGGGCGAGGGUGGCGAGGGUGGCGCGGCGGCGCUGCCGGCGCCGUCCUUUGCCCGCGCCGCCGGCGACCUGCAGUCGUCUGGCUCCCUUUCGCGCGAGAAGGUGCUGCGGUUCGCCACGGGGAUCGCGGCGGUGCUGAUGAGCGACGGCACCAUCGACUACCUCGCCUCCCUCCCCCCCGAGGCGAUGCCCGCCCGCUGCAUCGCGCUGCAGCGGGAGUACCUCGAGCACUGCGGCAUCGAGCAGGAGCACGGCUGCAAGCAGCUCUCGCAGGUCCCGCAGCGGUUUGGCGGCGACCGCGAAGUGCUCGCAGCCUUCCAGGAGUUUGUCAAGGCGUGCCAAAACUCGGCGCAGGCCGCGUUCCUUCGCCGCGCGUCAGCGCCAUCGGCGGACCAGGGCGCUCGCUUCCCGCCCGCCGGCGGCGAGCUGCUCUCGUCUGGCCCGCUGUCCCGCGAGCUCCUCCUGCGCUUCCUUGCCGGAGUCUCGUCCGCCCUCCUCUCGGGCGACGCCGUCGCCGACCUCGCCUCGCUGCCGCCCGAGGCGAUGCCGGCGCGUUGCGUCGCGCUGCAGCGGCAGUACCUCGAGCACUGCGGCAUCGAGCAGGAGCACGGAUGCGCAGAGCUUGCGAAAGUGCCGCAGCAGUUUGGAGGCGACAGCGAGGUGCUCGGCGCCUUCCGCGGCUUUCAGCAGGCGUGCCGCGGCGCUGUUCAGUCGGCGAUCAUGACGCGCGCCCGCGGUGGCGGAGGCAUGGGCGGCGGCGGCGGCGGCGGCGGCGGUCUGCGCUUCAGGGAAGGCGCACGUGUGGAGUGCCUGAUCGGCCACGAGUGGCGGGAUGGCGUCGUCGUGGCAACAAACUUCACGCCGCCCGCAGAGAGCGGCGCGCCGGAGGGCUGGGUGGCGCCGUACCAGGUGAAGCUCGCGACGGGCGAGCUUGUGCUGGCGCCGUUUGACGAGGAGGCGAUCAUCCGCGAGCACGGCGCCGCGAGCCGCGUCGACCCGUCCCUUCCGCCGCCGCGCUACGCCGUCGGCACCAAGGUGGCGUGCCGGAUGCGGCCGGGCGACCCGGGCGAGUGGGCGGACGGCACUGUCGUGGGGCAUCACUACCGCCCUCCUGGCGUGCCGAGGCACGCUCUCGUAGCGCCGUACCAGAUCAAGCUCGAGUCGGGCGAGCUCAUCUUUGCGCCCGCGGAUAACGACGACACCAUCCGCAAGCGGUGAGCCGCGCGGCCAAUCGCGCGGCGGCGGUGAUGGCCUCCGGCGGCGUGAGAGCGCGCGCGUGAGCGUGUGCUGGGUGACACGGAGAGGAGAGGCGGCGUGAGGCGGCGUGCGCUGGAGCGAGCGGCAGCGGGCGAGAGGGGGGGCUAGGACUCGGGGCGGGGGCGACCGUGGGCGAGAAACGGCUGGCUGGGCCGUGGCUCCGCCCGCGUCUCUCGCGUAGUUUUGGGUCUGUGCUGUAUGGGGUGGGCCCCGGAGUGGGAGAUUUUAUCGCGCUUUAGUCGAGGUUCAUCUCUAAACGC
This is a messenger RNA of Emiliania huxleyi CCMP1516, 1978 nucleotides long. RefSeq lists its product as hypothetical. The record is from RefSeq and is a predicted model, not a curated record. Bases 15 to 1679 code for a protein of 554 amino acids. The transcript has 14 exons. NCBI's taxonomy places the organism in Eukaryota, Haptophyta, Isochrysidales, Noelaerhabdaceae.